Molecule: messenger RNA, 700 nt
Organism: Xenia sp. Carnegie-2017
Lineage: Eukaryota; Metazoa; Cnidaria; Anthozoa; Malacalcyonacea; Xeniidae
Product: myotrophin-like
Exons: 4
Coding region: 43-507 (154 amino acids)
Biological process (GO): regulation of barbed-end actin filament capping
Cellular component (GO): cytoplasm; nucleus
Molecular function (GO): protein binding
Source: RefSeq, a predicted model, not a curated record
GCUCGCGUGCACCGCUAUUUUGCAGUGUCAUUAAUAUUUUGCAUGAUCUCCCUACAAACACUUCACGCAAUCUGUCAAUACAAUAACGAUUUCGGGCUGUCUUUCUUAAAUCGUCGAAUUAGGACACUUCGUCUUUAUCAAUACGAACCGAAAAUGGGUGAGGAGUUGCUUUGGGCUGUAAAAAAUGGGGAUUUGGAUAAAGUUCGCGAACUGGUGGAGAGAAAGGGUUGUAGUGUGAACAGUGAAUUGAUGAAUGGUCGAAAUCCACUUCAUUUUGCUGCAGAUUAUGGUCAACUUGAAGUGCUUAAGUAUCUUAUCAGCAAAGGUGCUAAUGUGAAUUUGCCAGAUAAACAUGGAAUAACGCCAUUACUUGCAGCUAUUUACGAAGAACACUUAUCAUGUGUUAAACUUUUGUUAUCCAAGGGUGCUAAAAGCGAUGGGAAAACGCCAAGCGGGGAAUCUUAUAAAGAUUCCGCAGAGUCUCAAGAAAUUAAGGAUCUCUUAUAGGCAUAGCUUAUAUUCGAACUGUAUAGAAUUUGAUUAAGAGUUUUUAAUUUAAUAUUAUGUAAUUACAAAUAACCUUUGAUAUUUUCAUAGCUAGUUGUUUUACUCGUAUCUCGUGGUAAUCACGAAUAUAGUCAUGGAUAAAUAUGUAUUCAGGUUAUGUAAUGUUGAAUGUAACGGGAAAUUGGCGUCGAAA